GUCCCACGUGACCGAAAAAAUCGAAAUGGUGGACGUAUCGGGACGCAGGAUCCCGUCGGAGACGAAGGACGAUAAAGCUGGGCAAGGGCCCCCGUGUGAUCCGUGUGAUCGGUGAUCGGUGGUGACCGUGCGUGAAUCUGCGCGGCGGGCAAGCGUGCAUAUCUCGCGCGAGGUGUGUGCCGCGGCGGCCGGAGAUUAGAUUUAGAUUCGCCGCGAUUUAGAGCGCGUCCGCGCGGCCCCCCAGGCCGGUGCGCGCUGCGGAUCAAUCCCUGCGACGACGACGACGACGGCGACGACGACGACGACUACGACUACGACGACAACGACGACAACGACCUGCUGCUGCUGCCGAUCGCGCGCACCGACCACGGCAAACGUGUGUUUACCCCAAGUGUCAACUCGCGUCCGUAUUGUACGGUGCCCGUGUCCCCAGGGCCGACCGCUCGACCGAGAAAAACGGAGGCUGACGUCGGAGGCGCGCGCGAUCAGCGUUUGUCGCGAGCAGCGGGCCGGUCGGCGACGUGAGCCGCCCGCGCGACUCUCGGGAAGCGGAUGCGACAAGGAGAGAAGGCGAUCGCGAUCGGACGGAUAGAAAGAGAGGGCGAGAGCGAAAGAGAGAAAGAGAGAGAGGGGCUCCUCUCCACGCGGCGACAGCAACAGCAGCAGCAGCAGCAAGAGGGUCCUUUGACCCACAACAACAACAGCAACAACAAUGCCCUGCUCCCGGAGGAGGACGAUGCGUCGCGAUCAAGGAGAUAGAACACUUUUCUGACUUAGAAAAAGCUUUGUGCAAUAGAUGGAAAUGAUACAGCCGCAACUGCGUAAACUAUUGCAAUAAAACAUGCUGAAAUACUCAAGAAGCACGAGAAUAUUUACAAUACGCUGAAGACCUUGGAUUUUUGUCAGAAACAAGGAAACUAUGUUACUGCCUACCAACAAUAGCACACCCACGCUUGUCACCUGUUCAGUGAAUGUUGUGAUAGUAAUUUAAAUGCUGUCAGAAAGAGGUUGCAAUGAACAGUCCGUGUUAAACGCAUGAUAUUCAGAUAAAACAGGCUAUUCCACAACUCUAAAAAUACUCUAACUCCUAAUGAACAAAUCAGGAACAAGGACCUAUCGAAUUGACUGAAUUCUACUAAAAAAAAACAAGAAUAAAAUAUUUCUUUAACGACUCUAUUUUAUUACAUUAAUAAUUAUUAAUCAAUGAUUGGAAUACUCUCUACGAUAUAUUGACAAAAACCUAAAAAUAAUUUCAAAGGGUUUUACAACUCCUUACUGAUAUGCAUUACAACCAGAAGAGAGAGAUACAAAUUUUUAUUUUAUAUCACACAGAUUUAUUUUUAAAACUUAAGUGAUACAAAGUGAUACAAUUAUUUUUUGAAACCUAGCCAAUUGGCAAGUGUAUUUGGCAAGAAUAAAUAAUUCAGAUUGCAUCAAAAGUAUAUUAAACUUAACGCGUGUAAAUAAUCAUAAACAUUGACGUUAUAUUGUUGCAAGCUUGUAAAACAAAAUGUAUAAUAAUUAUUUUAAACGCUUGAAUCAGUGGUUGUACAUAACGAGUAAACAAGAAGAAGGAGAGACAACGUAUUUGAAAUAUUAUAUAGAUGAUAGAGGACAUACUUGCUAACCCUCUUCGAUACAAGGGUUAAAAAUGGACAACAGUGGAUCUGGAGUAGUGCAAGUAUUUGUGGGUGAAUGGAGCCCCGAAUAUGAGGCACUUUCCAUUAAAGCCACGAAACAAACUUCGUCAGCUGAGAUAGUAGAAUGUAUUAUUGAAAGACUCGGACUGGUUGACGCUUCCGUUUCGAAUGGCUAUGAGUUAGCAGAAGUGGUAGGGAAUUCUGUUGGGCAGGAAUGUAAGGAAAGAAGACUUGGCCCCGCCGAGUGCCCCGUAGCACUCAUGUUACUGUGGCCAAAAAAUGAUACUCAGCAAGAAUACUAUAGAUUUUAUCUACGAAAAAAGCAACCAGACUAUUUAUGGUCUGACAGUAGAUUUCCUAUGGAUCCUCAACUCCUAAAGGACUAUUUUAAUAGAUUCCUUUAUCAACCACGUGACAAGGAAUACCCAGAUUUGUGCCAGCUUCCAGAUCUGAAUGAACAAACGCUAUUGGAUAAUCUGAGGGCAAGGUUUUUGGCUGGCAACAUAUAUACUUAUGUUGGCAGCAUACUAAUUGCCUUGAAUCCAUUUAAAUUUUAUCCCAUCUACAAUCCCAAAUACGUGAAAUUAUAUCAAAACAGAAGAUUGGGUCCAGAUAUACCUCCUCAUAUAUUUGCCAUAGCCGAUGCAGCUUAUCAUUGUAUGCUUAAGGAGAAGAAGAAUCAGUGUAUCGUUAUUAGCGGUGAAAGCGGUUCUGGUAAAACGGAAUCAACGAAUUUCUUGUUGCACCAUUUGACAGCACUUAGCCAAAAGGGUUCGCAUGGCAGUGGUGUGGAACAGACAAUACUCAGCGCUGGACCUGUUCUGGAAGCGUUUGGCAAUGCAAAAACGGCUCAUAAUAAUAACAGCAGUCGCUUUGGAAAAUUUAUUCAAGUAAAUUACAAGGAAAAUGGAAUGGUCCACGGUGCUGUGGUUCAAAAAUAUCUUUUGGAGAAAUCAAGGAUUGUUUCUCAAGGACGAAAUGAAAGAAAUUAUCACGUGUUUUAUUAUCUGUUGGCUGGCGCGAACGAGCAAGAGAAACAGUUAUUGCACUUGGAGAGCUGUGAUCGGUACAAUUACUUAAAUAAAAGCGGUUGCUACGGACUGGAAAAUAUCGACGAACGACAUGAAUUCUCGAGAUUAAAACAAUCUAUGGAAAUGGUGGGCUUUACAGCAGAGAAGCAAAGGCGACUCUUUGCAGUUCUAUCAGCAGUUCUUUUGUUAGGUAAUGUUGAGUUUCAACCGAGAAAAUCAUAUCAUCAUCACGAUGAGGCUGUAGGUGUUAAAAAUCCAGAAGUAGUUGCAUUGAUAUCGGAGCUUCUCCGAGUUAAACAAGAAACUCUGUUGGCUGCACUUACCGCCAAACGUGCCAGAGCUUCCGGAGAGACUUUAGUUAUUAACUACAGACUUCCCGAAGCGAUUGCGGCACGCGAUGCCAUGGCAAAGUGUCUGUAUGGAGCUUUAUUUGAUUGGAUUGUAUUGCAGGUGAAUCAUGCUCUGCUUUCUAAAAAAGAUACUCUCAGAGAUCAUCAAGGAAAUAGUAUAGGUGUAUUAGACAUAUUUGGCUUUGAAGAUUUCAAAACGUGCAACAGUUUCGAGCAAUUGUGCAUCAAUUAUGCGAAUGAACAAUUACAACAUUACUUUAACCAACAUGUUUUUCAAUACGAACAACGAGAAUACAGAAAGCAAGGAAUUAGAUGGACGGAUAUAGGGUACAGCGAUAACUCCGGAUGUCUCAAUCUCAUCGAAGGAAAACCGAACGGUCUCUUGUGUGUACUUGACGACCAGUGCAACUUUCCUGGUGCAACGAACGAGACGUUGUUGCAGAAAUUUAACACUGUGCACAAAGAAAAUCCGUUUUAUGAGGCACCGCAGCGUCGAGAAGCGGCGUUUGUUGUACGUCAUUAUGCCGGUGCGGUCAAAUAUCAAGCUGCCAAUAUGAGGGAAAAGAAUCUAGAUUUGAUGCGACCCGAUGGUGUUGUCGGAGUAUUGAAAAACUCCUCUCUCGCUUUCGUGCGGGAAUUAGUCGGCGCUGAUCCAGUCGCCGUAUUCAGAUGGGCCAUACUGCGAGCCUUCUUCCGCGCUCACUUUGCAUUUCAAGAAGCCGGCCGAACACACAGACAUGGUAGAGUUGAUGGAAACAAGACGUCUGUACAAAACAGAUACAGGAUACCCAACGAGAAUUUAAUAAGCCAUCUUGUGACGUUGUCGACAGUCAAUCUAACUAUUAACCGAAUUGCUUCACACAAACAUACUCGUCCAUCAAGUUAUCAGAAGCAACGCAGUGUAUGUUUACCACCGGCUACUACUCCUUCUGCCACAUUAUCUUCUAUACAAAUAGAAAACAACGACAGUAUAAACAACAAUCGUCUAUCGUGGCCACAAUUUAGAAACAUUAAUCAGACGCAACACCCAUCAAACGUUACGUCGACGAAGGGCGGUUAUAUAUUACGGGGCAGGGAAGACCAGUCCCAUAUUAAUAAUAAAUUCAGACGAGAUAUUCACACACCGCUAGAGAGGGUGCUUCCAAAAGACGAAGCAAAUGUCAUGGAACGCGCUAAUCAGAUUGUCAUGAAAAAUAAAUCGUUCCGGCCAAGGGAACGCGGUAAGAAAGGUCUGAAAAAUCUGCAAACUGUUAAGACACUCGCGGGAAGAACUCAAAGUUACGGUACUGGGCCGGGAAAAGCCAGAAAGCAGCCUAUGACUGUUUCCGCACAAUUUCAGCAGAGUUUGCACAGUUUGAUGGACACCCUGAAUCAAGCAAAUCCUUUCUUCAUCAGAUGUAUUAAGAGCAACGCCAAUAAAGUAUCAAAUGAAUUUGAUGAGGAAACGGUGCAACGACAGCUACGUUAUACGGGCAUGUUGGAAACUGUCAGAAUAAGGCAGGCCGGUUUCAACGUGCGACUAACGUAUGAGGAAUUUAUACAACUUUAUCGAAUGCUGCUUCCUAAAGGUCUUCUGAGCUCACAAUCUGACGUGAGGGACUUCCUAUUGACUCUUAAUCUCAACAGAGAUAAUUAUCAAUUGGGUACCACUAAGGUCUUCCUCAGAGAGUCUGAAAAGAUCAAGCUAGACAUUGAACUCCAUCAACAAAUCAUAACGAGCAUUACCACUAUACAGAAAUGGUUCCGCGCUUGUCUGGAAAGGAGAAAAUUCCUCAGAUUAAAGAAUGCCAUUGUACAAAUACAAUCUUUCUGGAGAAUGGUCUCGGCGCAGCGUCUAGCACAGGUUCUUCGUGCAAGAACCGAAGCUGCAUUACAUAUACAGACUGCCUGGAGAAUGUACAAACAACAUAGCUGGUUUAAAAAGUUGAAGUCGUGCGUAAUUACCUUCCAGGCGUACAUCAGAGGAAACAACGCCAGGAAGAAAUUCAAUGAAUUGAAAAAACGAAAAAGAUCUUUACCAGACAAAAUUCAAGAAGUCAAGAAAAUUCAAGAGUACAAGGAACUUGUAUAUGAUAAAGUGUGCGCCAAAGAUAGCGAAGAGUUAUUCGCGGAAGAUCGAAGUCUGACGGAAUACGGCGAAUCACCGCGAAAAAUAGAAUCUCCAAAUCGACUCACAUCAUCAAGGAGCGAUAACGCGUAUCGAGACAGCGCUUUGGAUACAAAUAUCUCAUAUUCCAAACGAAAGCUCACUCCGAACAAGCGAAUUUUGCGCGAUGCACCGUUGAAAAAUACUGAAAUGCAUCAUUUCGACGAGAUUACAGAACGUAAGAGUAGUCUCGAGAGUUUGACCAGUCUAAGGAGUUACGAAUCUCAAGCCAGCGUCAACAGUUCUGAAUCGCAAGAGAAUUCCGGCUCGAGGCCCGUGCCGAGUACGAGGACAAAACGCACUGAUCAUUCGCUGGGGGUUGUAAAUUUAAUGAACGCGUCCAGUCGGCUUUCUUCAACGAGUAGAAGAACUGACAGUUCCUCAACGGGCUAUAGCGAUGGCGAGGCCGAAAGCGAGACACCGAGCGCUGUACAAAGUGCUCCACCUGUUUUCAAUACGAGUCCACCAUUCAGUUCGCGCGACGUCAAGCACCAUCCUGCCAACGUGAACCUGACGCACAGUCCAAAUUCGGAUAUUUGGCGUCGUAGAGUAGACUAUUCGCCCACCAAUUACAGUGACUAUUUCAUGUCGGUACCUCAGAAAGCAACCAUUACCCGUUCUGCGAACGUUUCCCAUUACAAGAAUAUGACGGAUAAUGUUUUCGAACAAGUCCGACAAGAGAAACCCAACGAAGCGGCAAACUAUAAUGUCAAACUUGACACUAGCGAUCGCUUCGUUCAGAUGGAAAGCUUAGCGAGCGGCAGACAACAACGUGGACUGAAUGACAACAACCUAACUAAUGAACGAAUGGAAAAUAUUCCAAUAUCACCGGCAAAGCGAGAUCAAACCAAGCACGGAUCUACUAAAAAUAUUAAAGAUCUUAGCUACUUGCGGCGACAAAACUCGGAAGGAGAUACUGCGAUGAAAGUCGUGAACGUCAACGACGACAGUACUUUGAAGAGCACUUUAUUAAGAGGAUCAUCUCCGAAAGAAAAGAACUCGCAUUCAAAGGAGAAAUACGAGCCAGAUGUGCCAGUGAGAAAUGCAAGACGAAAUAGACCUUCGAGAGAGGUUCAGUGUCGAUCCAUGGGCGAGAGCGUAGUCGAAACUAACAUGGAAACGCGAAAUCUGCUUCUGGGUACGAUUAAAGAAAGCGACUUGAAUAAAACGACAAACGUGUGGUCUCGGAAAGAAUACCCGCACGAGACUGCUUCUCGAUCCGUUACGGAUUGGCCCAUGAAUAAGAAUGAAGCUACGUACAAGGUACAGCAACCCGGUAAACGCAUGAGAUCCAACGCGAUAACGACUCUCGAGCUACGAAGAAGAAACUCGGAUCCAGCCACGAAGAUCUCAGGUCUAAGUGAGGAUAAAAUGGGACAUGAUGCCAGCUCGAACGAUCUGAAACUAGCUCCUGGCAUGAAUCUUCUCGAAUGGAAAGGUACUAAUGUAUUUACUUUGGCCGGUCAUCGUUUCCGAAAAGUAGCAAGGUUUGCAAAGGAUGACGUAUGCGUGUGUUGUCAUGAAAAAAUGGACGCGUUCGUGACACAAGGCUACAAAUGUGUCGACUGCAAGCAAUUGUAUCAUGUCAAGUGUAUUCAAAACGGUGGAGUGUUGAAAAUGCCAUGUUUAUUGGCCAAUACACCGAACAGACGAAAAAAUAGAAAACCACCGCGCACACCGUACGAUACUACGAAACAAACGGUCGCGUCCAAGUUCAAUCUAACCGGCACUUCAGCCUUCUCCGACAGCACUGAUAAGAUCAUCUCGGACGCUAAGGAGUUAGCGCUGAUGCAAGACUUUAUCACUAAGAAGAUCUAUAAAAUGGAGAGUCAAGAGGAAGGACGGAAACCAAGCGAGGUGGAUCGUGUUUUCAAGCAAGCUCUUAGGAAAUUCAAGGAUGACCUGGUGAUCACAUACAGCGUCGCUAUACAGCAAGGCGUAGAAGGCAACAUCAAAUACACCGAUUUAAUCGCCAAUUUUUUGCAUGUUAUGGAAACUGUUUGCAAACAAGAAAACACAAGGGAAGAUUUCCCUGUAACGAUGGGUGUGAAUGCAUUCAGAGGCUUUAUGAAUGAAUUCAUGGCGAUGAUUAAAACUGAAGCUCUCGAAAAGCAAAGCAAGAGUAAACGAAAAAAGGAAAAGAAGCGAAAACAGGAAGAACCUAUACGACACGGCAGUCACAUGUUCCAGUUGACUAUUAUUAACAUACCCACCGCCUGCGAAGUCUGCACGUCUUUCUUCAUGUGGCCUAUCGAGCGAGGACUUGUUUGCCAGAAUUGUAAAUUGACAUGCCACAAAAAGUGCUAUAUGAAGGCGUCGGCAGAGUGCGGCAAAGACGGUUCUCUACCUGAAACGAAUUCACGCAAAGUAUUUGGUGUACCUUUAUACAAGUUGGACUGCGGUGAUGGCAAAGUACCACUCGUAGUAGAUCGAUUGAUCACAACUAUCGAGAUGCACGGUCUCUAUACCGAGGGUAUAUAUAGAAAGAGCGGCGUCAGUUCCAAAGUGAGAGAACUCAAAAUGAAAAUGGACGAGGGCGACUUAGAGAAAGUGGAUUUUGAAAACUAUCAAGUGCAUGUUCUAGCAGCGGUGUUGAAGAGUUUCUUCAGAGAUAUGCCGGAGCCGCUGUUAACUUAUGAGUAUUACGAUGACUUUUUGCACGCGGCAAACUUAACGGAUCCGCACGAUCGAAUCAGCACGCUUUUCGCCAUAUUGAAGAAAUUACCGAAACCCAAUUACGAUCUGAUGGAACGCCUGAUUGUUCAUUUGGCGCGAGUAGCGCGACACGAGGUGGACAAUAGAAUGUCACCAUCAGCUCUAGCCAUCGUUUUCGCACCGUGCAUUCUCAGAACGAACAGGAUGUUGCCCGCGCAAGAUUCUCUUCAAGACGUGGGCAGGCAAACGCGUUGCGUCGAAACAAUUGUGCAGGAAAAGUUGAGAGUAGUUAGGGCGACACUAGCGGACAUAAAUACCCUCGAGUCUGCUUGUCACACAGCUACUCAUCGACUUUCCAGUUUACGAUCGUCCAAGAUCUUUAGCCCAGAGGAGUUGAACGUAGCUGCCUCAAGUGUUGCGGGACGGGCAGUUGCGAUGGAUCGCGACAGGGAUCGAGGAGAUGAGGAGGAAGCGCUACUCGUCGAUCACAUACAAGAGAUCCAAAAAGAAAAGGCACUCUUGACAUCUACUCUACCCAGUCUAACGAGGGCUUCUUCGGACGAUGAUCUUCUCAUGUCAGCUACGGAUCUAGACGAUGGAUCCCUCGAUGAUCUUCUCCCAUCUUCUGACGGACUCGUAAGGAAGAAGCCCGUUCAAAGGCAAAGUUCAGCAGACAAUUCGUUUCCGACGAUUAUCAAUAUGGACGACGACAUGGUAAUGGUAUAAAUAGCGUCCGUGAAUACGUUAACGUUAAUUCUGAAUGAUUGUAACAGUCCGACAGAUGAUGCGAAAUAUCGUAUUAGGGCAGAGAAUCAAUAACUUUAAUUGCUGGUCUUUUUAGCCAAUUAUUGUGUUGAGACGCAUUAGUAAUUAUGAAUAGCUCGUAAUUUGUUGACUCCAUAAAAAAAAGGUUUAAUUGUGCGACUGAGAUAAUUCCAUUCUCUUAUCGAAGUCAGUAGAGAUGUCUAAAAGUAUUUCGUACAAUGUAUAAUUAGGAAAGAACUGCACAAAUUUUAACUUCGCCUCAUGAUUUUAUUCAUAAUGCAUUCCUUUUUUUAAAGACUGUCGAAGUAUUUAGGCGCAACGUUUCGUUCAUCUGUAGAUCCUAAAAGAAACAUUAAUGCGCCGCUUUAAACAUUUUAUAUAAUAUAUAUAUAUAUAUAUGUAAGAGAAGAAAGCACAGAAAAACUAGAAAGUAUUUAAAGAAAAGCGUACUGCUCUUAAUAUACAUACAUAUACACACAUAUGUAUACAUGUAUAUUAAGAAAUUUUCGCUUAUAUCAAAGUGAUGAGGGAGUCAUACCGAAUUACUUGUUUUUACAAAUUUACGUUCAUAAACAUAUAAUUUAUUGUUGCACCGUGUUGCAAUUCUCAGCAAACGUUCUUUUUUUACGGAGAAUCUUUUUAAUAUAUGGUGUGUAGAUGCGCUGUUCCUUUGUAAUUAUUCGUUUAGCUUUAGUAGAUCUGCCUUGAAAACCAUCUCUUCCCAAAGGAUCUACUUGUCACGUUCGAGUAGAAUCGAUAAUCGACCGUUUUGAAUUCCUGCGAGAUGUUUUUAUUGUAUUUCGUUAUGAUGUCUGACGACGAUAGCCGGUUUAAAGCGUUAGAUUUAGGCGCAGGAAUUUAAGGGACGAACAAGAGAGAAAGAGGAAACCAAAACAUAGUUUGUACAUAUUAUGCAAUAUAACAAUUUCGUAAUAAUCUGUUAUUAUUGUUGAAUUUAUGCGAGAGACGUUUAACAAGAUUAUAUUUCUAUCUGUCGAUAUUCGUUGUAGGGAUAACCACGUCGUUAUCGGGUCUCUACCGGUUUUAGUUUCUUCUCUGGAUUGAUUUUUACUUAACGCGUUUUUUUCUCAUGUUCAAGUGCAUCCCAGAGACAUGUGUGCGUAUGUAAAUAAAAACGCACACGUUACAUACAAGUACUUAUGUACAUAUAUAAAUUUGCGCACGAGAGUAAUCAAACUUUUUCGCUCGAGAUUUAUUGCAUUUUUUAAAAUUUUGUUUUAAUUUAUAUGUGUAUAUGUAUACACACACACACAUACACAUACACACACAUGAAAUAUAUGUAUACAUAUAUGUACAUUACUCAGUGUGUCUUAGAUCUUUAUCGAUAUUCUUUUUUUUCACGAUUUUGUUUACGCUGUCUUCUUCCUCCAUUCGUAGGAAUUCGUAACUCAUGCCACUUCGUGCGCAAUAGUCUAACGAUUGGAGAAAAUCGACAAUGUGAAAGGAAAGUGGGUAAAAGAGAUUUCGAUCUCGCGUAAUAGAAGUCUCUAUCCAAUAAGGAUAAUCAGAUCAGGUCUCCACUUAUGUACCACGAACUUAAUUGAAUUCCCGUGCGAAUUAAUAGUUACGCUUGAUGAUGAUCCCAGAUAUUGGUCAGUGAAUUGAGUCCUCCCUUUUUAUUUCUUCUCUCGGCCCCGGUUAGCAAUCGAAUAUAACGAUAUUUUCAAUUAUAAUGGAUACAGUAGAUGGAUGGAGAAUUUAUCAUUACGGGCGCGAGAGUGACCUAUAUAAAUUUUUUAUUCAUUAUUUCUGAUCGCAUACAUCAUACGUUUUGUUGCAUCCAAUCACCAAAGACUCGACGCGCAGUUAUUUUUUCAUUCUUGUAUUUACGUCAAUCCAAUAGUUUUUUUUUUUUUUUUUUUUUUUUUUUUUUUAAUUUGCGUGCAUCGUCCGCUUUUUAAUACUGAAGCGCCCUAUAUUUUUAAUUGCCUUCGCGUAUACUUUAAAAGAAUGAAACUUAUAUUUCCGUCCUCUCUCUCGACUAGAUCGACCGUUACGUUUGUGCAGCAGGUGAAUAUUUUAAGUUUCGCGUAUCGGCAAUCGAUGACGAGGUAAAAACUUCUUUUUCCAUUCAAUUAAAUCCCGUCUUUGAGUAUACUGGACUACGCGCGACUUUUAUCCGGAUAACUUUUAGGAUUAAGUCGAAUAAUUAAAAAAAAAAGAAAAAAGCAAAAAAAAAGAAUCGUUCGUUCUUCCAGAGCAUCUUAUUUUUCCCUCAACUCGCAAGGACCCAUCUGCGCGUUUACGUUCGUUUUAAGAAUAAUCGACUCGGCGAUGAUGAGUAUCCAAGCGAUUAUCAUCACGUCAAAUCGAUCCUCGAUCGUUUUAGACGGUCUCGGGAAACGAGACGACUUUAAAUUGCCUUUUUACAAUCAAUAAGUUUUACGAAGUAUAAGCUAAGGUAAAUCGUUAUGAAAUCGUCUUCACUUUGCGUGGGGGGGGAUGGGGGGGGGGAGUAAAUCGUAGAGUGAUAUGUAAAUGUAACGUUAUCUUUCUCAUCUAUAAAGCCAUGACAUCGUGCUCGCGAUGCACAAAUGACUUUAAGCGAAGCGGAACGAUCUUAACGGGACAAAAAUUUCAUAUAUUAUAGAAGAUACCUAUAUAUAUUUUUGUUACGUCCACCGAAUAAGGUUCUAGUGUGUGUCGUCCUACGUUAAUAUAUUAAUCGCGAGUGUUAAUGCAUUGGGAUUUCAUCCGGUAUGCGGUAUGUUAAGAGAAACAUUUUCUUUUAUAUGCGACUGAUUGUUAUUUCGUUGAAGUGUCCUCCGACACAUGCGGUUGACUCAAAGUUUGAUUUCACUCACGUUUUUUGGCUAGUCCGUUGUUACGACAUCGAAAUAUAUCGAAUUGUUGAUUUAUUUCUCAUCUGUCCUGCGAAUAAUAUAACCGAGCAAUCUAUAUUCUUUGAGAAUUUUAUUAGACAGUGGACAGAACGUUUAUAAUAAUAGAUAUUAAACAUAAAUCGUUAGGCAUAAAUUACACACGCACACACACAAACACACACGCACACGCACACACACACACACACACACACACACACACACAACAGACUACUUUGAUGUGACAGAACUGAGUUAGUCGCGUAAGAUAAAAAAAAGAAACUAAUUAUCGUUGUAUAUGUAAAGUAUCAACUCUACACAAGCACAUACGCUUCUUUACUGUGGAAAGUGCUUCGCUCUUGUGAUUCACUCGCGCGAGGUGAGCGAGAAACGAGAUUUCCUCGACGUUCCUUACUUACGGAGCGAAAAUCUCGAACGGAGCUGUUCAAAUAAAAAAUUGCAAUAAAAUCCGCGCCUCUUUUUCUCAAAGUUUCCACCAGCGUGUCUAAUUAAAUAUAAUUAAGAGCCUACACCAAGUAUACUGGUCCCCGCAAAUUCUCGUUCGAGAUUUUCGCAGCCGCGGAUACAUCUUAUCCGAGACUGUAAGAGUACAUCGGUUGUAGUAUCGUAAGGGCAGUGCGCAACAACUCUUCAUGACAAUAUCGUUCCGCAGAAAGUCGCAAUUUCCGAUACACCCCGCAGCUACUGCAACGACAACGGCGAUUCUCGCGCUCUUCUCUCUUCUUCCGUUUCACGCUCUCGUGUGUGCUCUCUUUCUCUCUCUCUCUUUCUCUUUCUCUCUCUUUUAAUUUGCUUCGUCGAGUGUUUCAUCGCUAAUCGCGGACGUGUCGACGAAGCAGCACGUCUACGUUCGAUCUUCUCGGUCAUCGGGAAUCGAGGCAGCAGCGAGUGUAGACGAAAAUGUGUCGCGAAUAUGGGAAAUCGAACCGAGAUCGAUGCUGCGCUACUCGGCCGAAUUUUUGAAAUACGCUUAUUAUAAAUAUAGGUAAAAAUAUAUGCUCGCUGUCACACGCGUGCGUGCAUGCGUGCAUGCAUGCAUGCAUGCGUGUGCGAUUCGUGUUUGAUUCCCGUUCGCCAAUCGUUCGAAGCUGCAUCGAUUCCUCUCUCGCUUGAAGACGACUAACAAUGAAAAUAUUCUUGCGCUCUAAAUCUUGAAUACGUCAUGCGAUUGACGCGGGUUGCUUAAAAGAAAAAAAAGAACAAAAUCCAACAAGAGAGAGACAAGAGAGACAAUCGGAGAAGAUAGUAGUUUUAAUUCUCAAUGAUCGUUGAGAUGUCGCGAUAUUAAUGCUCUUCCCUGUUUGUAUCUUGACGUAAAUCUAAGAGGACGACAGUGAGCAGGACGUCUGCCGAUUGCUCGAAUCACAUAUAUCACUAUACAGGAUGUUUUAUAUCGGAAAACAUAUAUUUUCUUGUAUACUUUGUGCUUAUGAAAAACCGACAUAUAGCUUAAAGUGUAUUUUUGAUUAUAAUCUAUCUAAAGCUAAAUUAAAA
This is a messenger RNA of Solenopsis invicta (red fire ant), 12942 nucleotides long. RefSeq names its product unconventional myosin-IXa. The record is from RefSeq and is a predicted model, not a curated record. The transcript has 16 exons. NCBI's taxonomy places the organism in Eukaryota, Metazoa, Arthropoda, Insecta, Hymenoptera, Formicidae. The coding region runs from base 1652 to 8548 and encodes 2298 amino acids. Gene Ontology annotation, biological process: intracellular signal transduction. Gene Ontology annotation, molecular function: protein binding; ATP binding; microfilament motor activity. Gene Ontology annotation, cellular component: myosin complex.